Messenger RNA from Australozyma saopauloensis, 1854 nucleotides. RefSeq lists its product as uncharacterized. The transcript has a single exon. Gene Ontology annotation, biological process: DNA damage checkpoint signaling; DNA repair; mitotic DNA replication checkpoint signaling. The coding region runs from base 1 to 1854 and encodes 617 amino acids. Gene Ontology annotation, molecular function: DNA clamp loader activity; chromatin binding. Lineage: Eukaryota; Fungi; Ascomycota; Pichiomycetes; Serinales; Metschnikowiaceae. The record is from RefSeq and is a predicted model, not a curated record.
AUGUGCAGUAUCGAGCAUUACUCCAUGUUUGAGGUUUCAACUGGGACAACUACUUCAAUGGCAAUAAAAAGGCGGCAUGUAGACCACUGGGACCCACCUAAUGAUAGCCUUAGUGAUGAACCAGAAGAUAUUCUGGAAGAUCCAAUCCAGCAAUUGCCGCGGCUGUCGCGAAUGAAAUUGGACUCGCGCAGUUGGGUCGAUAAAUACUGUCCUGCAAACUCCAGAGAUCUAUGCAUUAAUCCGAGAAAACUCAAGGAUGUCAGAACUGCUCUAUCAAACAUGAUUACUGGUGAGCUGAAUUGUCGUCUUUUGGUAUUGUCCGGCCCAUCAGGGAGCUCGAAAUCCACUACGAUACGAUGUCUAGCGAAAGAGCUACUACUUGGUAAAUCUAACACUCUUGGUGGAUUAGUAGAGUUUCUUGAUACAAAUACCGCCGACGGUGCUCUACCGAUGCAGUUUCCUGACUUUCUCGCUGCCUGUCGGUACCACAUUGGCUCCAACUUGUCUGUUAUACUAAUUGAAGAGCUACCGAAUAUUUUCCAUGCGGAGACUUUAUUUCGAUUUCGAAAAGCAAUUAAAGAAUGGAUUUUUUCGGCUCAAGACAUCCCUAUGCCUCCCUUGGUGCUUUGUCUCACGGAACUCGAUUCUUUGAGCGAACGUGAUUCAAGGUCGUAUAAUAUUGAAAACUGCCUAACUGUCGAGACGCUUUUGGGAAAGGAUUUAUUGCAUUCUGCAUCGUUUGACAACCGAAUUCAACGAAUUAAAUUUCAACCCAUUGCAAAAACAUAUCUUGCCAAAACCAUCAACCACAUCUGCUCGGCUGAACAUAUUAGAGCAAGCAAAUCUGUUGUACAAUCAUUCUGUGAAAGUGGCGAUGUGAGAUCACUGAUAAACUAUCUUCAGUUUUGGGUGGGGUCGAAGGGCAAUUUCAGUAGGUUUCAAACAGGCCGUGAAAAUCAAAUCACUCUUUUUCAUGCGAUAGGAAAAGUGAUCCACUCAACUUCGGAUAUGACCGGCUACGAUCAUGAUUUUUCCCAUGACUUUCAUACCAUCAAGAAUGUGAUGGAAAAUUACCAUGAUAUAAAUCUUCUUCUGUUGGGGUUAUUGGAGAAUUAUACUAUUUACAAUGGCAUGGACUUCGAGACAUCGAGAGCAAUGGCCAUUACUGAGAGUCUCAGUUUGUCUGAUACGUUUGGCGCGGUGCCUGAAUUCAAAGAGUACGCUCUCCUAGCAACUCGACUAGAGCUUGCAAAUGUAAAGGCAAAGGGUCCCCCCUCGACGAUGAAGUUUCCCCGUCAAUUUCGACUGCAGAAGGAACAAAACAAAGUUUCUUCCGAAAUAAGCAAUUAUCGAAGAUACAUAGCGAAACUUCAAGUCCUGCGGGAUGAUAUCAAUCUCAUUGAUGGAAAUCUUGUGCCAAAAAUCUUGAAUUCCUUCAGGUAUAAAAUGGCACACGAUGUUUCAAAAGAACAAUACCAGCGAGUUGGAGGAGCAUUCAAAAAGCUCUUUGCAGAGGAAACACCAAGCAUAAUGGAGAAUGAGGACGAAGCCGAAAGAGGCAAUGAGGAUCAAUUCCGCAGCGAUAUCAAUGAGAUUGCACGUCAAGAAGACAAUAACAAAGAAGAUGAUGACGAUGAUUUGAGUGACGCAAUAGAAAACUCGACAGAUGAAGAGGAUUUGGAGGACACUCUUGAUGAACAAUUUCUCGCAAUGACGCAGCAGCGCACCCAAGGCAGCGUUACUCCCAAGAUUACGAUCGAUAAUGACAUUAAUAAUGAUGAUGACAAUGGAAAUGAUGAAGACAUGCAAGAUGACCCGGAGCUAGACUUCUUGGUGUCACAAGGCAUCGUGUGA